UCUGCAACUGUUUGGAUAUUAUUGGAUAUACCACAUAACAGAAAACAUAUACCUAAAUGUAUAGGUUCCAUAGUAUAGUUUUAUUAUUUUUAUUAACUGGUCGUUUGAAAAGAACUAUAUAUCCCAGAAAGCAUUGCAACGGGCAAAAACUUUAAUGCAAAAAUUCUUUAUCGCGAUGCAUUAUCCACCCAAUUUUUGGAAAACAUGAUGGGUUUACAGUUUAUUUUAUUUUUUUAUUCAAGUUAGUACAUUUGUAUCUCGUAAUACUAGUUUCUUUCUACAAGCAGCAAAAGGUCAAAGGGUGACGUGUCUGAGCGCGGGAUUAUCGUCAACACUGGAAAAACGUAAGAAGUCUUUACGCCGAUUUGUAUGAUCGUCCAUCGAUCUUCAACAGUCACAAAUCAUGGACCUCGGUGACUUUGAGGCGGACAACUCAAACAGCUGCCGCCUGGCCUCAGCGGUGCCAGAUAUCUGCAAAACGGAAGACUGUUGCCUGGGUAUUGAUGAGGCAGGUCGAGGACCCGUACUUGGACCCAUGGUUUAUGGUAUAUGUUUCUGCCCAAUCAAAAUGAAGGACGAUUUGAAGGCUUUGAAAGUGGCAGAUUCUAAAACUUUAACGGAGGCCGAGCGGGAAAACCUGUUCAGUAAAAUUGACGAGGCAAAAGACUUCGUGGGCUGGGCACUGCAGAUCCUGUCGCCCAACACCAUCUCUAACAGCAUGCUGCAGAGGGUGAAGUACAACCUAAACGCAUUAUCUCACGAUGCCGCCAUUGGUCUGGUGCAGUAUGCUUUGGACUGCGGCGUGCAGCUCAAAGAGGUGUUCGUCGACACAGUGGGGCCAGCAGAGAAGUACCAGGAGAAGCUGUCGCAGCGCUUCCCUGGCGUGGAGGUGACCGUGCGCCCCAAGGCGGACUCCCUCUUUCCCAUCGUCAGCGCGGCCAGCAUCUGUGCCAAGGUGGCGAGGGAUCAUGCCGUGAAGUCCUGGCAAUUUAGGGAGGACCUGGCAGACGUGGACACGGAUUACGGUUCGGGGUACCCCAACGAUCCAAAGACAAAGAGUUGGCUGCAGAAGCAUGUGGACCCCGUUUUCGGGUACCCGCAGUUCGUGAGGUUCAGCUGGAGCACGGUGCAGACGCUGCUGGACAGUAAGGCCGUGCCAGUGCACUGGGACGACGACGAGGAGGACGGCGAGAAGGCCGCCGCCAAGCAGAGCUGCUCCUCCAUGCUGUCCUACUUCGGGCGCAGCAAGUCGUCUGGCCGGACGCCCCACCGCUUCUUCUCGGAGAGGAAGCUGGAGACUCUGGACUCGCUGUGAACCCGGGUGCCGCCGCCCCAGCAGAAGCGGAAAGAAGCCGUGUCUCCCGUGUGUAUAUAUAGCACGUAUAAACACACACGAGCAUGAAGUCGGUGACUCACAGUCGUGAUUAGACCACUACUGUGCGUGAAGAGUCUCGCUUCGGUUACCAUGGACUAUAAAUGUUUCCUGUCGGUUGGGGGGGGUGUGAGAGGGUUCCUGCACACCUGACAGUGACGAUGGGAUUUAGGUGGGGGGGCACAUCGACCAUCAAGGCAUCGUUAACCAGCGUGCGUAACUUGAUGAAUAUGGGAUUGUUUGAACUUUUCGGGAGACAUUUUUAUUGAUUUGGCAAUAAAAAGUUACUCUGACUUUCGAAA
Molecule: messenger RNA, 1674 nt
Organism: Brienomyrus brachyistius
Lineage: Eukaryota; Metazoa; Chordata; Actinopteri; Osteoglossiformes; Mormyridae
Gene: rnaseh2a
Product: ribonuclease H2, subunit A
Exons: 9
Coding region: 404-1315 (303 amino acids)
Biological process (GO): mismatch repair; DNA replication, removal of RNA primer
Cellular component (GO): ribonuclease H2 complex
Molecular function (GO): RNA binding; RNA-DNA hybrid ribonuclease activity
Source: RefSeq, a predicted model, not a curated record